AUGACGGAAGUCCUAACCAUUCUUCAAAAUUGCACUUCUGCUGCAUGUUUUACGGUCUGUGAGCGACAAAAGAGGGAGAGUUUGUACGAAGAAGAGAGCCAGAGCGGCAGAGGAAGAGAUGAUCAUCCUGAUAUAUUUCCUCCACACCUGUCCACAUACGGGAAGCUGAGAACUUGCUCAAUUCUGUUGGAGCUACAAGGAGAUCUACUCUAUGAUCACUUUAGUGGAAAAGAAGAUAUGUGGUUUGAUUUAAUGGCAGAUACUGGUGAUGACGGGAACUCGUCUUCUUCGGUUGCAGGAGUACUUGGAUAUUGGAGCUGGUCUAUUACACAGUUGUUUGGUACUAUGAGAUGCUGUGUUUUAUGA
Carica papaya (papaya) is the source of this 366-nucleotide messenger RNA. Lineage: Eukaryota; Viridiplantae; Streptophyta; Magnoliopsida; Brassicales; Caricaceae. The record is from RefSeq and is a predicted model, not a curated record.